Molecule: messenger RNA, 4873 nt
Organism: Stereum hirsutum FP-91666 SS1
Lineage: Eukaryota; Fungi; Basidiomycota; Agaricomycetes; Russulales; Stereaceae
Exons: 4
Coding region: 252-4091 (1279 amino acids)
Source: RefSeq, a predicted model, not a curated record
UCUUUGCCCUCGUUCCCUAGAGCAGGCUACACACGAGGCUACUAAUCGCCCAGUACACGAGGCGAUUAUCCAACCUCGACGCCAUUCACCCUCGAGCUAUCCUUCUCGCUGCGCACCACCAGCGUCCAGCUCGAAGUUCAACCAUAAAAAUUCCACAAAAACAGUCUUUUCCUCUUUACGUGUUCUCUUUUUAAUCGUCUCUUUACGAUUUAUCCUCUUGUUUUCGAAACGCUUCAAUUGUACGUUUAUUCAUGGCCCCCUUUCGUCGACAGCUCUCGUCGCCCGCCCCGACGAACCCCUCGCAGGGUGACUCGCCCGUCGACCCCGCCUUCUACCACGGCGGUGACCGUCGCUCGAUGCCUUCGCCGUCCUCACCAUCUCCGCUGCCUACCUCGGACGAAGGCUAUCCUUCUUGGCUCCCUAAACGGCCUCCUCCGCCAGCGCCUAGAUCUACUUACCAUUCAUCUAACGCAAACAUGUGGGGUGCCGAUCCAGGUCCGAGCGAACCCCCUGUCUUCUCUGCUGGUCGCAAGCCUACUCCUCGCUCCGUUCGCAUCGUCAGCCUCCAGGACGAGUUCGGUCGACGCGAACCAACUGAACAGACGAGAAUCAGCUCCGCUGCCCAUCCCCAUGGUCAUCACCGCGUUUGGUCUCGCGCAACACCGACUGGCGUGUCCCCGGGCCCGACCGUCUUCUCUCCCACUCUUAUCGACGGGAGCAGGAUAGUAGGUCCCCCACGGCCUCGGUUCAGAGCCUCAGGUCUUCACCUCGAGCUGCUACGGAACCCAUCGUGGAAGUCUCGUCUUCAUUUCUUUCUCUUUCCUCUCUUCGUGUUCGCGCACAUCCCACUUCAAACCUUUUUCGACUUCAAUGCCGUCUUUAUCCUUAUUCAAAUUGCUUUGUUUCCGAAUCCGAUUGCGUCUGGUGUGCCUGGCUCAGGUCGGAAUUGGGCCCUCGGCGCUGCGGCCUACGUAGCUUGUUGGGCGGUUUGGAUCCUGGGGGUCUUCAUCGGCUACGAGCUCAUCUACUCCUUUUACCGCCGUUGGCGAUACAGACGUCCUCUCAUGCUCCCACUUUAUCUCUCUUCUCCGGCCUUCAAUCUUGUGUCAAUGACCUCUUAUAGCAAUUUCUGCUUCAUGCAACAUAUCCGCAACUCUGCAUUUCCCUACGUGAACCAGCACUCCGCUCUUCCCUCUUCCGAAUCAUCACUUCGCGACGGCCUCGCCGAAACCUGUUACUUUUACUCCCAGAACCUACCCACUGUGUCUCUGCUCCUCCCCCGCGCCGGACUCGCACUCGCGCUAUUAUUGUCGUUCUGGAGCCCGGAGCAAUUGCCUGGAGAAUUGACGUUGAGCGAUUUCGAUGCGAGCGUGGGAAGGAGGGACGGGACGUUCUUUGAUCAGAAUGAAGGAACGUUGAGUGGGUACGCGAAGGGUGUGUUGUUAGCGAAUGUGGCAUGGACGGGGUGGAGAAUAUUGGUCCUCCUGAUGAGCUGGGUUGGCGUGUGGAUCUUCAGCGGAUACGGCUGUGCCGGAAUCUGCGGACCUCGCUUCCGCUGGGAAGAAGAAGACGCCGAAAAGACCUUCUCCAUCUACUCCGAAAAAUCCAUCGACGAAGCAGGCGAAUCUUCCCUCCCCUGGACCUGGAAAGAGUGCACCCACCUCCGUAUCCAAGAAGCCUACGAUUUCUGUCUCACGACACGACCGCCGCGCGGGGUCGCUAGCGCAGAUCCUGCUGGUGGUGCCGGAGUUGGAGUUGGUGCGAGGAAUAAGGGGAAGGAACCGUCAGAGGUGCCGUUUUUGCCUAGGCAGGAAGAUAUCGGGGCGGGCGGGUUUGAGGGGAUGGAGCAGGUUUUGGCGGCGGUGGGGUUGGGAAGUCCGGGGCCCGUACAUCAUGCGAGACGGGGGAUGCUUUCGCAGGAUUUGUUCGAGAGUCCGAAGGAUGAGGAGCGUGAGCGGGAACUUCCUGUGCGGGAGAUCGAGGAAGUGCCGGCGGUGGAGAGGAAGGCGUCGACGGAGGUCAGUGUCAUUCCGAGGGUGGAGAGGACGCCGGAGAAGGACGAGGGGCCCUUGGCCGUUGGGAGUCCGCUUUUGGCGGCACCGUAUCCUUUUACGGGCUUUGGCGGCAAGAACGGCGAGAGGAAGAGCUCGGAUAGUCCCAAGUCGGAGCAAAUUCCGUUCCCUCCUUCGCCUGGAAUCCACCCGGAGGAAACUGAUGAGGUCGAUGAGGAUGAAGAAGAAGAGGAGGGGGAGGGGGAAGAGGAGGAAGAUCUGACAGGCUCUCGUCGCGAACUGGGAUACGUCAACGAGGAUGAAGAAGAAUCCUCCGCCGAGCCUCGCACCUCCAACUCGUUCUCCAAUUCCGGCCGUGCAUCCAACUCGCUCUCCUCCCUCGGCCAACCCAUUCCUUCUCGUUAUCCCUUCCAAUUCCGCUACCCAGGUCGCGGCGCUUCCGUCGCCUCGUCUUCCGGCCACACCGGUACGGGGACAAACCACUCUCGCGGCACGCCCCAGUCCAAGUCGACAUCGACGAGGAACUCGAGGAGUACAAGAAGCACAGGCAACGUCGAGAGCAGCUCAGACUCACAUUCGCCUAGGAGCAGAGCCGGGAAUUCGAGUAGUGCGCCGAGUCCUGUCGUUGGGAUCCCCAUGCCACCGAGACACCCUGGUUCGUCAGCUGGCAAUGCAGCGCAAAGAAGGCAGCGUUCGGGUACGGUGCCCAUUCCUGCGUCGCCCACUCCUGGUCCACUUCCGCUGUCCUAUCCACCAAGUCUCCGUCCCCGCGCACGCACGAGGACCGAAUCGGACCGCUCCACUGGAAUCUUGUACGAGUCCGAUAUCGAAGAGGAGCCCGUGGGACGCCUCGAACUUGGCUUGGGCGAACCCUCAGAGGGUCGUCGUACGCCCUCUCGUACCGGCCAAACGGACUCUCCCGAUCUCGAGGCGCUCGAGCAAGACGACAGCGUAGGCCUAUUGUCUUCCGCCCCGAGUCCGAAAUCUUCUUCUGGUGGGUUGAGGGCCAGAGCCGGAAGUAUCGUGUCGUUGACGAGGAGAGCCAAUGACUCGAGAUCGAGGCAUAAUAGCUCUGGGAGUGGGUCUGGGUCCAGGAGCGAUUCGAACUCGAGACAUCAUUCCACGCAUUCCAACGCUGGCGGACCUACCGCUUCGGCCGUCUCUCUCGCUCUCGCACGUGGAGAACUCAUGCGCCAACGUACACAAUCCCUCAUCCAUAGCAUCGGAUCUGCUUCUCGUUCCAGUAUCGAACUCGUCGCCGGCUCGGGAAAUCGUCGAAGUCGGGCGCAAUCCGUCGUGAGGCUCGAGGAUUACGAGGAGGCUGGGAUGUCUAGUCCCAGUUCACCUUAUUUCUCGGAAGAGGGUGGUUUGAGCAGUCCAGAGAACCAUACCUUCGGACAACCGAGUGCGCCGCUUGCGAGGAGGUUGAUCGAGAGACAGCAGAGGAGGGAGGUUCACCAGCAGAGAGAAGGUACGAGAAGCCUGGAGAGGUCAAGGUCUCACUCUGGUGGUGAGAGUGAGGUAGAAAGAUCGCCGGGACACGAGCAUGAGGAACGCGAGGUCGAGAUCGAGACUGAUAAGGAAUACGAUGGCCAGUUUGGAGAGGAUGACCUGACGAUGUCUCAGCCUGGCUCUAUCUUGGCUGGUUCAGGAUCUGGGUCGCCAAAGUCUAGCCAGUCUGGGGGGCGUGGUCGUAGUCGUCCUGAAUCGCCACGUACCAGAGUGAUAUCCACCGUGUCGCGCACCGCACCCUCCGAACGCACUAUCUCGCUCUCUGUCGACCCGGCACCGCAUCAACCGACGGUCAGCAUUUCGCCACCUCCGACCCAACCAGUCCCGACGCCUUCAGGCUCAGCGCACCCGACUAGACCGACCGCGCCCGGCCGCACGAGUACCGCGUUCUUCUCGUUCGGGCCCGGAGACUCAGGCAGCGAGCCAGAGUUGAUCAGUACGGCGGCGCCUUCGUUCGUUACUGCUCCGCCAACCGUCGAGGAGCAGACUGAGUCCAGUGGGGCAACGCCUUCGAGCUGGGGAAACAUGGGGCAUUACAUGGAGGGAAGAGAAGGAAGACCCAUGUAAUACGACGUCCCGAACCCUUGCCCUGUCAUGACGCUGUCAUGAUCAGGGUUCAUUUGAACCUGCCUGAACCUGCAAGGUAACCUGCCCGCUUCUUGCUUGCAGGCAGGUGGGCGCAUGUUUGUAUCGACUUUUUUCUUGCAGUUUUUUCUCUCCAUUUCUCGUUCCCUCUGUUCAUUGCUCGCAACCCUCUGUGCUCAUACCUUUCCUGCAUUGCUUAUUAACCUGUAUAUUUACUUAUUGUUUCAAUUGCCUUGUAGACUGUCUCUCAUACUUCCUCGUCCUCGUGCUUGUCCUCAACCCUGCUUCGAUACUAAUCUAUGCCACCCACUGCCCCGUCGACCAUGUCUCCAUCUUCACACCACUAUCUUACGUUUCCCACCAUCUUCCACCGGUCCGCCACACUCUCACCCGUCCAAACCUGCGAUUCCUUCUUGUUUCAUGACCUUGUCCCAUUGUCUCCCUUCCUCUGGAAUAUCUUGGUCUCCCUGCGAUACCUCUGACCACGGCCUGCUACAGCUGACGACCUCAUUCGACGAUCGAACUCUCGGCCUUUCUCCAUACCUCCGAGCUUCUAUCUAUCAGCCUCCUUAUUGUCAAGUUACGCAUUAUAUGAUCCUACGAGCUUGUCCUUGGGUCUGUCAGAGUCUCUGUACUUAUCCGUGGUUUGCAUACCACACUCUACCGCGUACAUAACACCCGUACGAGUACCAUUAAAUCAAUGUCCCCCCUUGAAGUUUCCCCUCCGCCCCCUUCUGUUACGGUACUGUUAAGUAGUUGACUAA